AUGGUUAAACAUUGUUGCAUAAAAUACUGUAAAAGUCAAUCGGUAUCUGGUUGCGGCAUAUCAUUUCACAGAAUUCCAAAAAAUGCGGAAUGUGGGCAAAAAUGGAUAGAUGUGAUCCCGGGGUGUGUUUCAAAGUACUCUGUUGUGUGCAAUUUACAUUUUAAGCCAGACGAUUUUACUGAUACAUGUUAUCGAAAAACUUUAAAACUGAACGCAGUUCCGUCAAUUUUUCCUGUUAAAAAUUCAAGUUCAAAAGUCAAAAAGUUUGCCUCGAGGAAUACUUCACGGGAUGCGAUGAAACCAAAUAAAAGUGUUAAAUUUUCUGUUCCUGGACAGCGGGCUCGUCAUCUUCACCAGGUAUUGGGAGCUAAAGUGAAGACGAAAGCAGCGCCCAACAAAUCGCCCGUUGUGAGACCUAGGCACGGCACGCCGAAAAUAAAGAGUGUAAAACUGGCGAAGAUUCCAAUCAGUAAACCAAAGACAGCAACGCCAAAGAAACCCACAGCGGCGCCGAAACCUGCCGCCAAAACGUCGGUGAAAAGCCCCGCUAAGCCAACGCUGAAUCCAAUUGCCGUUGAUGCGACAAAUGUGGAAUACGAAUGCCCAAAAUGCAUGAAAUCCUUUCGUAAUUAUUUUUCUGCUCACAGGCAUAUACAAAAAUGUCAUUGUGUAAAUAGCGCUGGUGAGAAAGUCCCCCCUAACUCACCACAUCUUAUAAAACCGAUAACAAGACAACUGUGCCCUAAAUGCAACAAACGAAUUAUGGCAAACAAGACACAUUCAUGUGAAAACAACCCAGAUGAGAAUGAAGAAUUGGGACCGGCAAUGUAUUAUGUGUGUUCCGGGUGUAAGGAGCAGUUUAUCAGUCUAAAAUUGUUUGAUAAACAUGUGUCAGGCCUUCACUACCUUGGGGUUGAGAGUAUGUUCUUACCUAGCAAAGAAGAUUUCCAGGAGUGGAAAAAUGAAAUGGAGAAGCUUAUUAAUGUCAGAUAUGCCAUCCUCGGAAAAUACAGUUCCAAAGAAAUGUACCGCUGCACAUUCCUACCGGACGGAACCAACAUCCAUGACGACACCACUUCGGUUAUGUGUCCAUCCACUAUUGUUGUCCGAGAGUUCUCAAAGGGGGUACAGGUUCAUUUCUACAAAGACCACCAUGGCCACAGCUCCAAUGAAUACGUUCUACCCGAUAAAUACAAAAAAUUCUCCCUCACGACAAUACUUCAAAACGCCGAGGGCUACACACAAAUAAACGAGUUGAAAGUGGACGAGAACGACCCUUACCUACAGUUCAAGAAGCUAAUGGAGUGUAUAGUUUUAGAUGCUGCAAAGAUUAACAUAAAGACGCUUAAGGUCCUCAUUGGGAAGGCCCUGGAGAUGACAUCGGUGCUGAAUAAUUACGAAGAGGACUCUGACUCGGAUACAAUGUCGCAAAAAAAGGUGAUAGAGGAAAAGAUAUCUUGGGUCGUCAACAAUAAGAGUGUGGGGGAGAAGAGGAAACCGGAGACUCCAGACGACAAGUCCAAAUCAGAGCCCAUCACGAAGCGGUUCAAGACCAGGAUGUACCAGCACCCACCCGAGGGCGACAAGGCCAAGGAAGCGGGUGCGCCCGCUGCACUGCAGGAUACUACAAUCAAAAUCAUCAACUCCUUCUCGCUGGCCGACAAAGACAUCAGCAAGGCCGUGAACGAAAUGGACAGCGAAGGGGAGAACGAUACGAAGCCGAAGAUAAAUACGAAAGGCGACGGGGGAACGUCGCCGUUGCCAGAAUUGAGUGUUAGCAGGGAUGAGCUGAUGACACCCAUAAAGUUCCAAAAAGAAGCGGUUGACAGCUCGCUGACUUCCUUCAAUGACUCAUAUAAAGAUUUUGUGUCGAAGAACUUCAAAAUGUCACCCACAGUUCCCUCAAAGUCUAAAAGCAAAAGCGCGAAAAACCUCCCGAAGAAAUUCACGCUUUCCAAAGGGUCGAAAACCGAUAGCUCACCCAGUCCGCCUCUGCCGCAAAUGAAGCAAAGAUUGUCAGACGCCAGCCUAUCAAAACCGAUAGAUUAUAAAUAUGAGGUUAAAGAAAGGGAAAACGAUUGCAAUAUAUUGAUUCUUAAAAUA
Iphiclides podalirius (scarce swallowtail) is the source of this 2103-nucleotide messenger RNA. The record is from the annotation of a GenBank genome assembly. NCBI's taxonomy places the organism in Eukaryota, Metazoa, Arthropoda, Insecta, Lepidoptera, Papilionidae.